GCAACGUGAGCGAUUCUCCAGUCUGUUCAGGUGAACAAAGAAUUGAUCCAAAAAGCAAAACUCUCACUUAGGCAUUUGACCAACCAUCACUUGAUCAUGAGAAACGAAUCAAUAAACUAAAUCCAGGAUAGAAGCAGCUAAAACAAGCUUCUUCUACAGAGUAGCCUGACUUGGCCAACAGAGGGAGAAACUCAGUCAUCUAAGGGAAGCUCAGUGUACACUGUUUCAUGCCCAACAUGGUUUGGGUAUGUGAUAGAGACAACCUAGUAGAUGCCUCCUGUCAAAAAUUUGCGACAUUUUCCACUUGGAGGAGACCCUGGGGCAAAUCCUGAACCCACCGGAGGGACUAUAAAUAGCUUCUUCCAGCCUUUCAACACCUUGGGAUCCCUGGAAUGAGCUGAAGAGUAAUGCUGGGAUGAGAAACGUCUGGGCUUUCCCUUCCAGACCUUACAACCCAAUCUCAGGUAAGCAAAAGAUAAUUUUAACGGUUGAAUUUUAAUGUAUUUUGCUCCAGACAUUUAUCUCUACCUUAAUACUCCAAAACAUUAGCUAACUAACUAAAGUGUACAACUUUGAGACAUUUUCCACCUUGUCUGCAGUGAAUAACUCCGUCUCCUUCUUACCAGGCUACGGCUGUCGAUGUAAAUGGAGAAGCAAAAGGUAACCCUUUGAUAACAACGCAGGAUCUGGGUUCACACUCUUCAGAGGGUAUCCUCAGUUAUACUUGGCAACUUUUUAUCAGAUGACCUCCUGAUUUACGCAGUGACAGUGAGCCUGGCAGGCGUUAAAACCUCCCUCAAUACCUCAGCUCUCUCCCAUCCUUCUCUGCAGUGAAGUGUGAACAUUAAAGUGAAUGUGGAGGAGGAGUUCUUGUGAAGGGUGGGGGGAGGCAGGCAGAGAAAGAGAGUAAGACAGCAGCGACCCAGGCAGACAGCGAUGGAUGCUGGUAGGGAAGAGACGUCUGCACAAAAGGAAUCAGCAUGAUAACAGCAUUGGUCCCCUGGGAGUGUUGUACCUAAUCGGAGAAGAUUGGGAGGCUUUGGAUACUGUCCAGCAUCAUCAGUCCGAUUCAACAAAAUGUCUGACUUUGAGGAUUUCAGCUGGACAGGAGGACAGGCCAACGUUUCUGAAAGCUACCAGCUGAACCCCACCAGUGUGAUCGUGUCUGUGGUUUUCUCCCUCAUCUUUCUGCUUGGCACCAUCGGCAACAGCCUGGUGCUCGCUGUGCUGCUGCGGAGCGGCCAGCUCGGAUACAACACGACCAACCUGUUCAUACUCAACUUGAGCGUGGCCGACUUCUUCUUCAUAAUCUUCUGCGUUCCCUUCCAAGCCACCAUCUAUUCUCUGGAGGGAUGGGUGUUUGGCUCCUUCAUGUGCAAAGUGGUCCACUUCUUCAUCAACCUCACCAUGUACGCCAGCAGCUUCACACUGGCUGCUGUAUCAGUUGACAGAUAUCUGGCCAUCCGCUACCCUCUGCGCUCCAGAGAGCUGAGAACCCCUUGUAAUGCAGUGGUCGCCAUGGUGGUUAUCUGGGGUCUCUCCUUGGUCUUUGCAGGUCCAUAUCUUAGCUACUAUGACCUGAUUGAUUUUGCUAACAGCACUGUGUGUAUCCCCGGCUGGGAGGAGCAGAACCGUAAGGUCCUAGACACCUGCACCUUCCUGUUUGGCUACGUCAUUCCUGUGCUGGUUGUGAGCCUCUCGUACACCCGAACCAUCAAGUACCUCUGGACAGCCGUCGACCCGCUGGAUGGUAUGUCCGAAUCUAAGAGAGCCAAGCGUAAAGUCACCAAGAUGAUCAUCAUUGUAACUGUGCUCUUCUGCAUAUGCUGGCUGCCAUACCACGUAGUGAUACUGUGCUAUCUAUACGGAGACUUCCCUUUCAAUCAGACCACUUACGCCUUCAGGCUACUCUCUCACUGCAUGGCCUACGCCAACUCUUGCGUCAACCCCAUUGUGUACGCUCUGGUGUCCAAACACUUCCGCAAAGGUUUCAAGAAAGUCUUCAGCUGCAUCCUCAUUAAGAACGGCAGAAACAAAGUUCACGUGGUCCACGUGGCCAACACGGGGCCUGGGUUCGAGGCGGGCUCCACGGAGGUAUCGCACAUGAACGAGGAGAACGUUCGACAGAAUGAAUGCGAAAUGAUGAACAGGCCGAGGCGAGUGGAGCCGAGAGAGCCCACAGUGACGCUAAAUUCCCCCUUUCAGCACCCGACUUGACGAACGAUCAGAUCGGUUUCAGAGCGAGAUUGCCUUAUGUGUACAACUGUGCAACGACAAUAGAAAAAGUCUACAUUUUUUUCAUCGAUUCCAAAUUUAAAUUUGCGGGGUUAAUUGGGAGGCACGUUAACUGAGAGACAGUUAACUACUGAACAUGAAAAUGUUCUUCAUUAAUCCCAUCUUUCUAAUCCGUUACUGCAUUAAUCUUGGCAUGUGGACAUGAUUUUAGAAAAGUCUUUUCCUGUCUCAUUAAUACUGUCAGCUCAACUCAACUACACUACAACACCAACCAGCAGACAUAUUUCAGUUCAAGUACUUACAGUUUUGUCAUUCAUAUUUUCCACUAGUUUUCCACUGGUAGAGCUGCAAAGAAAGAUUUUGUUUCAUCUGUCAAGGUAAUCUUUUUUCAAAUGAUUGGUUGCAAUUAAUGAAAUUGAGGCUGCAAGGUUGUCGUGUCGCUUACAAGGAGUUCUCUGUUGUUGUUCCUCCCUGCUGAUGUGAGCGUCAUCACUUCAUAAAUCCUCUUCGCACCACUUUUUAACUACCAUUUCCAAGCUUAGGUUUUCAUUUGCUGGAUUUUUCUCAACGUGAUCCAGUUUUCAGGUGUAAUCACUGGAGUCUAAUCUGACCUUCCUGUUAGGAUUAAAUCUACCCGUCGGAUAUCAAGGUGUAGUUUUUCGUGGAACAGGUUGUGUGUUUUGUAUUUUGCAUGCAAAUGCUGUUCUCUCGUGUCGAGAUAAUUGUUCAUUUUAGCAAAAUGUGUAUUUAAGCUAACUCUGCAGACAGUUGUGCAAAACAGUUAAGUAUUUACAGUGCAGUUUUACACCUGCAUAUAGAAGUUCCUAAAUAUGUCUCAGAGCACACUGUUGUGUGCCAGAUGUAGAAAUCAGGUUUGACACGAGACAUUUUGAGCUAAGAUAUAUAAAAAAAAUAUUAAUAAGUGCAAAGUUCGGGAUUGAUGACUUACAGAAAUCUUUUAGAACUCUACAGUAUUUGCACACAUUUUCUUGCUUUUCUUGUAUUUUGUAUCCAUGGCAUGUUUCUCUUUAGUGUAAAAUAUUAUGCAGUUAAAAGAAUGUGUUUGUCAAUGAGUGCACUUAUGUAUCCGAGUGUAUUUUAAAAUGUAUUUAAUAUUGUAAAGCUGUGAAAUGAUAACCACGCAUUUGCAGAUUUAUUUUUCGCCACAAAGUACAGAUAAUUGUACUUUACUGUAAGGUUGUGUUCUACCUCAGAGCUGUAAAAAAAAAAAAAAAGCAUUUUGUUUCUGUUCUGCAUUUUGUUAUGUUUCCGGACGUUUUAAUGGUGAGAAGGAAUGUACUGUCGACUGGAUAGCUUAAAUGACCAAAUAAACCAGUUUCUGCUGUGA
Poecilia reticulata (guppy) is the source of this 3583-nucleotide messenger RNA. It is a transcript of the gene galr2b, whose product is annotated as galanin receptor 2b. Gene Ontology annotation, cellular component: plasma membrane. The record is from RefSeq and is a predicted model, not a curated record. Lineage: Eukaryota; Metazoa; Chordata; Actinopteri; Cyprinodontiformes; Poeciliidae. Gene Ontology annotation, biological process: G protein-coupled receptor signaling pathway. Gene Ontology annotation, molecular function: G protein-coupled receptor activity.